Messenger RNA from Euleptes europaea (tarantolino), 700 nucleotides. RefSeq names its product OVCA2 serine hydrolase domain containing (gene OVCA2). The transcript has 2 exons. The record is from RefSeq and is a predicted model, not a curated record. NCBI's taxonomy places the organism in Eukaryota, Metazoa, Chordata, Lepidosauria, Squamata, Sphaerodactylidae. Gene Ontology annotation, cellular component: cytoplasm; nucleus. Bases 26 to 700 code for a protein of 224 amino acids. Gene Ontology annotation, biological process: response to retinoic acid.
AAAGGAAGUACCCGGAUGCAGCAGCAUGGCGGAGGGGGCUUCGGGGCCGCGCUCGUUGCGCUUGCUCUGUCUCCAUGGUUACCGCCAGGACGCCGGGAGCUUCCGGGCGCGCAGCGGGGCCCUGCGGAAAGCCUUGCGCGGGCGCGCCGAGCUGCUGUUCGUGGACGCGCCUCACGUGGUAGCCGCACGGCCAGGUGAGGCCAGCCUGUUGGAGCCACUAGACAGCAGUGCUCGCGGCUGGUGGUUCUCCAACCCCCAGGAGGGGACAUUCAGUGCCCUUGAGGAAACCUCGUCUUGCAAAGGACUAGAGGAGUCGCUGGAGGCUGUGGCUGAGGCAUGUGCUGAACACAGCCCCAUCGAUGGGCUGCUGGGCUUUAGCCAGGGCGCAGCACUGGCUGCCCUCAUUUGCGCCCUGAAGCAACGUGGAGACCUCCACUUCCAGUUUGACUUUGCCAUCCUGAUUGCUGGCUUCAAAAGCCGAUCCCUCGAUCACCAGAGCUACUAUCAGGAACCCAUCCAGGUGCCCAGCUUGCAUGUCCUAGGAGAGACGGACCGCGUCAUCCCUGCUGAGAUGAGCCAGGAACUUGCCUCCCACUUUAGUGAACCUUUAUUUCUCACCCACCCAGGGGGGCACUUCGUCCCUGCCUCUGCAGCCCAGAAGAAAACUUACCUGGAAUUCCUGGAUCGGUUUGGGAAGUAA